AUGGGCAAUUGUAUAAAGCCUAGCGAUCCUUUAAUUGCAUCCCUUCCGAGAGGCGUCAAUGUCGACACAAAGGCGAUUAAAGAAUCAGGAUUGCCGAUUAUCUUCGUCAUUGGUGGGCCAGGAGUUGGAAAAAGAACACUGUGCGCUCAAGUGGCGAAGAAGUACGGUUUCCAUGACAUAAUAUCCACGGACGUGAUCCAGCACGAAAUGUCCAAGCGUACGGAAAAGGCACUGGUGCUGGCGCGUUUAAUAUCGAAGGGUCAACUGGUGCCGUCGAACGUGGAAGUGGAAUUGAUAGCGAUGAAGAUGCUCGAACACUUGAACAAGAAAGGGUUCAUCGUGAGCGGAUUUCCCCGGCAGAGAAGCGAAGGGAAGUUAUUCGACAAAGAGGUGCGACCGCCCGAUCUCGUCCUGAUGCUGAACGUUCGAAACUCGGUGAUGAGCGACCGGCUGAUGGCGAGAAGCGUGAAAACGACCGAGAGAUUUUUGACAGACUUCGAGUACAUUAAAGCUCAAAUCAAGGACUUUCACAAGCGAAACAAGUUGAUAGUGAAAUAUUAUGGCAAGUUGGUGGUGGUGAUUGACGCCGAGCCUGAAACGAUGACCGUAUUCGAGAAGGCGUGCCAAGUAAUCGACAAUGUUCUAGUGAAUUUCCCAGGCUUCGAAACGACUGCUACUGCCAGCACAAUGGCUGAGAUGUUUGAAUAG
Heterotrigona itama is the source of this 708-nucleotide messenger RNA. NCBI's taxonomy places the organism in Eukaryota, Metazoa, Arthropoda, Insecta, Hymenoptera, Apidae. The record is from the annotation of a GenBank genome assembly.